AUGCCUGUAGUGUUUGUUUUUCAAGAGGGAAUCCGCGUGGCUCCCGGGCGUCGUCGCGACGCUGUGAUCCAAGCCGCUCCUGCCAGCCCGGCAGCCCAGCGAGGAAUUGCAUCUCGACACGGUCCCACGACGACUUCUCGCCACCUUCGUGACAACGUGUCGGCAGAGACAGGACCGACACUGGCAGAGGGCCUCGAAAGGCUGGACUUAAGUCCACUAUCCGCACCGACACCGCCCACGUCCGCCUUCAGCUCUUUCGCCAUGUCGUCCUCCGAAGGCGCUCCGGAGUCCUGGAUCUCCUCGUUCUGUUCUCUUAUGGGCCAUGAAUACUUUGCGGAGGUCUCGGAAGACUUCAUCGAAGAUGACUUCAACCUGACGGGCUUGCAGUCUCAGGUGCCCAUGUAUAAGGAAGCGCUCGAGAUGAUUCUCGAUGUUGAACCCGAAGAGGAUGACGAGGAGGAAGAAGAGGAGGAAGAGGAAGAAGACGAAGAUGAGUUUGGCGAGGGCAAGCCCUCGGGGUAUCGCAGAGGUGAGCGGAGGCACGCGCGCGUCGCCAGCGAUUUGAGUGUGAUUGAGAGCUCUGCGGAGUUGCUUUACGGGUUGAUCCACCAGCGCUAUAUCACGUCGCGCGCGGGUAUCCAGCAGAUGUUGGAAAAGUAUGAAAUGCAGCAUUUUGGUGUUUGCCCACGGGUGUACUGCAACGGUUGCAAGGUUCUGCCUGUCGGUCGUACGGAUACGCCCGGCCAAGAAACCGUCAAGCUCUUUUGUCCCAGCUGCUAUGAUAUCUACACUCCCCCCAACAGCCGAUUUCAAUCAGUGGAUGGUGCCUUCUUUGGAACUACAUUUGGCUGUCUCUUCUUAAUGACAUUCCCGGAACUGGAUAUCGGCGGCACUCGCGCGGAAAGCAUGCUCUCCGCAUCCUCGCUCAGCGCUCAAAACCAGUCCCGGUCCUCGUCUCUGAAUUCGUCCGGCGGCGCGCCGGCCCUCCCAGCACCUGAGCCGCCGCCUAACCAGCCUACUCAGAUUAACGGCAUGCUGACGUCGAAUUUUGCCCCUGGCUUAGGCCCGGGCAAGAUCUACGAGCCGCGAAUAUACGGUUUCAAAGUUUCGGAGCGUUCCAAAUCAGGGCCCCGCAUGCAAUGGUUGCGAAUGAAACCGCUCGAUGUUACUGAGCUGGACGAGGCUGCGAGAUACCAUGCCACCCACGGGAACAACGACGAUGACAGUGAUGACGGAGACACGGAGAUGGGUUCGACAGCUGGUGGCUCCCGGCAGUCGGCGACUGGGACGAGGAGAAAAGCGCCUAUGCGGAAGCGAAGGCAGUUGCCAUCCAGUAAUCCUGACCAGAUGGGCUCGAACGGUGGAGAAGGCGGAUAA
Rasamsonia emersonii CBS 393.64 is the source of this 1377-nucleotide messenger RNA. Its product is annotated as Casein kinase II beta subunit CKB1. Gene Ontology annotation, molecular function: protein kinase regulator activity. Gene Ontology annotation, cellular component: cytoplasm; protein kinase CK2 complex. NCBI's taxonomy places the organism in Eukaryota, Fungi, Ascomycota, Eurotiomycetes, Eurotiales, Trichocomaceae. The coding region runs from base 1 to 1377 and encodes 458 amino acids. The transcript has 3 exons. The record is from RefSeq and is a predicted model, not a curated record.